AUGAGCAAGCGGGACUCCGAUCGCGCUUUCAAUCGGUUGUUUAAUAGCGGCCUCGCCGACGCCACGCGCACCCAGGAACCGCCCGCCCAGAAGGCACAAGAGGCAGAGGGCCAGGCCGACGAGGGCUUGGGCGCCGGCGAUCCCGUCGCCUGCAUCCUGCAGGCAUGGAGACAGAAGGACUACUUCGGCGUCCUGCAGCUUCCGAGCCCUGGCGUGGACGGCCUGGGCGAGCCAGUUUGGGCCUGCACGCCCCUUGACGUGGACCGCGCCUACCGCCGCGUGUCCCUCUCGGUGCACCCGGACAAGAACAGCACCCCGGGGGCGCGGCAAGCCUUCGAGAUCGUCAAGAAGGUGAAGAUGAUGCUAAAGAGCGAAGGCGACCUUGAGGCAAUACUAAAGAAGGCCGCUGAAGUUGCUGGGAGGGAGCGAGAGCGCAGGGAGGCAAGGGCCGGCGUGGAUGAGCGCAUCGCGCUGAACGCAUCUAGGGCAUCGGAGCAGAAGAGGCUCAGGCGGGCGCAGGGAGCGCAGUUCCAGGAUGAGAUACUGAGGCAGGUGCGGGCGAAGCAGCUGAAGGGCAGGCUUAAGAGGGGGAGGGCGGAGGCAUCCAGGGGAGAGGGGAAAUGGGGGGAAGAUGGCAGCCAAGGAGAGGAGUCGGGUGGCAGUGGGGAAGAGGUCAGGGUCGGCCAAGCGCGUGGUUCGGCCCCUGGCCUGGGUGGAGGCGGUCGUGGUGGCCCGCCAAAGAGAAGGAAACCGAGGUUGAUCUUUUGA
Molecule: messenger RNA, 768 nt
Organism: Ostreobium quekettii
Lineage: Eukaryota; Viridiplantae; Chlorophyta; Ulvophyceae; Bryopsidales; Ostreobiaceae
Source: the annotation of a GenBank genome assembly